Messenger RNA from Eimeria necatrix, 721 nucleotides. RefSeq lists its product as hypothetical. Lineage: Eukaryota; Apicomplexa; Conoidasida; Eucoccidiorida; Eimeriidae. The annotation marks the transcript as partial. The record is from RefSeq and is a predicted model, not a curated record. The transcript has a single exon.
AUGAAUGCUUCCAGCUGCCCCUCGAGGGGCUGCAGCAGCAACCGCAGCAGCAGCGCCGCAGCGGCAGCAGCAAUGCAGCAACAGCAGCAGCAGCAGCAGCAGCAGCAGCGGUCGAAGCUGCUGCUGCAGGCUGCAGGUUUUUCUCUCCUGUGUCUCUUCUUGUUCCACUGCUGCUGCCUGCGGCCCUGGGCAGUUCUUAAUAUGUUUGCUGCUGCGAACAGCAGCAGCAGCAGCAGCAGCAGCAGCAGCAGCAGCAGCAGCAGCAGUUUAUUCUUUAAAGAAAAAGCCCAGGGGCCCCUCCAUCUUGACUACUUCUUAAGUGGGGCCCCCAAGGGGGGCCCCCUUGAGCAGCGGCGGCUGUCCGAAGACAGCAGCGCAGCAGCAGCAGCAGCAGCAGCAGAUGAAGGUGCUGCAGCAGCAGCAGCAAUCGCAGCAAUCGCAGCAGACGAAGACUCAGCAGCAGCAGCAGGUGCCGCCGCAGCAGCAGCAGCAGACUCAGCGGUGGCGGCAGCAGCAGAAGAGGACGAGGACGCAGCCGCUGCUGCAGCAGAAGCAGAACGCUUAGCAGCAGAAGCAGCAGCAGCAGCAGCAGCAGCAGCAGCAGAAGAGCAGCAGCAAGACUCAACAAGCGCACUUUCAAGUUUGAAAGGAUUCAGAGGAGCAGCAGGAAUGUUCAUAAUUGCUGUUGCAUGCAUCACUGCUGUCUCCGCGGGCACUGGAG